Molecule: messenger RNA, 873 nt
Organism: Dichomitus squalens LYAD-421 SS1
Lineage: Eukaryota; Fungi; Basidiomycota; Agaricomycetes; Polyporales; Polyporaceae
Exons: 3
Coding region: 1-777 (258 amino acids)
Biological process (GO): regulation of transcription by RNA polymerase II
Cellular component (GO): nucleus; NuA4 histone acetyltransferase complex
Source: RefSeq, a predicted model, not a curated record
AUGGCGACGAACUUGGACGUCGACGAGCCAAAGACGUCCUGGCUAGACACUGUCGAAGGCGAGAUCGCGUUCUUUCGCUCCCUCAUGCGCGCGCGCCCUGUAGGCAUACACCGGCACUUCCACGUCCUCACAAUGCGCAACUCCAUCGUGCGCGACACAGGCCGGCUAGUGGAGGUGGAUGAGUUGUGGCGGAAGUUGCGCACGUGUUACGACCUCGACGUCCUCGAGAACAUCGAGGCAGACGGCUACGACGUACCAGGCGAGAGCCAUGCAGGCACCCCGCCUUUCCAACAACCCGCGUCCCCCUCACCCUCGGACAACAUCUUCAACCAUCCCUUCUUCCGCGGCGAGUUCACCCUCCCACAAGAUGAGACGAUCGACCAGCUCGUAUCGGCACGACGCAUGCGCGCGUCCGCCUCAUUACCCUCGUCCUCUCCAGCGCCAUCACCGGCGGCUAACGCGAAGUCUGGCCGGGGCGGGCGCAAGGGCAAGAGCAAGCUCAAGGUCAUGGCGGGGCUUGUAGGCGGGGACAGUGAUAGCAGCGCAUUGACGCAGGAGAGUGGGGAUGAGAGCGUUGCACCGACACCAAGGGACAGCGUUGCGACGGGAACAGAUGCAGGGGACGACUACGCAGAGGAGGAAGAGGAAGCUAGGCAAUCACCAGCUGCCUCAAUAGCGUCAAAGCAGCCUCGCAAAGGGAAAGGCAGACGUGGGUCAACCGCAGCCCGCGGACGAGGCGGCUCAACAGCGCGAGGUGGCAAGAAGAAAAAGAAGUAGCCUUUGCCGCUACACCUGUCCCUUACUAUCUUAUUCGUUCGCUAUCGUAGCCAUGCCCUUUGUAUUCAUACUGACCUCAUACCCAAUCAUGUCGCG